Molecule: messenger RNA, 1825 nt
Organism: Drosophila elegans
Lineage: Eukaryota; Metazoa; Arthropoda; Insecta; Diptera; Drosophilidae
Gene: Rab6
Product: ras-related protein Rab6
Exons: 1
Coding region: 333-959 (208 amino acids)
Molecular function (GO): GTP binding; GTPase activity
Source: RefSeq, a predicted model, not a curated record
UAAUGGAGCAACUGACUCAGAAGUAAGAAGAAGAGACGAUUUGCUGGCCGUAAUUUUUCCACGACUCAACCAAGCGAUUACAAGAGUUAAUCCGACCGGAAUUCGGCCUUUUUAAAGUCGGAAGCAUUUAGAAAGCAAGUCCAUCGACCAAGUGCCGUGGUUCCAGCGAAAUCGCCGUGCGAAAAGUUUCGGAAAACCGCUGGCCCAGCCCCAUUAUAAACAGAGAGGAGGGGUGGAGAGUGGAGAGUGCGCAGCCGAGGAGUGUGGAGAGCGGAGCGAGAAGAGAGGUCAGCCAACCCGUAAUUAAGAAAAAGUAGACACGUACGUGGAAGAUGUCAUCCGGAGAUUUCGGCAAUCCGCUGCGGAAGUUCAAGCUGGUCUUCCUGGGCGAGCAGAGUGUGGGGAAGACCUCCCUGAUUACGCGAUUCAUGUACGACAGCUUUGACAACACGUACCAGGCGACGAUCGGGAUCGACUUCCUCUCGAAGACCAUGUACCUGGAGGAUCGCACGGUGCGCCUGCAGUUGUGGGACACGGCGGGCCAGGAACGGUUCCGCUCCCUGAUCCCGUCCUACAUUCGCGACUCCACGGUGGCCGUCGUCGUGUACGACAUCACCAACACCAACUCGUUCCACCAGACCUCCAAGUGGAUCGAUGACGUGCGCACGGAGCGGGGCAGCGACGUCAUCAUCAUGCUGGUGGGCAACAAGACGGAUCUCUCGGACAAGCGCCAGGUGUCCACCGAGGAGGGGGAGCGCAAGGCGAAGGAGCUGAAUGUGAUGUUUAUCGAGACGAGCGCCAAGGCCGGCUACAAUGUGAAGCAAUUAUUCCGACGGGUGGCUGCGGCACUGCCCGGCAUGGAUUCCACGGAGAACAAACCCUCGGAGGACAUGCAGGAGGUGGUGCUGAAGGACUCACCCAACGAGACGAAGGAUCCGGAGGGCGGCUGCGCCUGCUAGAACCGGUUGAGUCGAACCAACCCGAUGCAAUCCUCCCCUUUGAACAGCAGGAGCAGGAGAUCGGCCAACAGCACUAGUGUACACAGGUGUCAGGUGUAUGUGGCUGGAUCUGCGGCGGAUUCCUCAACAUCUAUACACACAUACACACUUUACGUUUAAGUUUAUUUAUAAAGUAACAAAUGAUAGCAAAGGCAAAUAGACUAAACAACAAUUAACGAAAUCGGCUAACUAAUUAAUGUUAAUUGAGCAGCAGUGCAGGCGAGCUAAUCCCGAGCGUAGGUGAAUGCUAACUCAUUGACACGAGAUCAGGGAUCAAGAUCAGAGUAAUAUUUGCAAGUUAGCUACCAGUUAAGAAUAUAGUGUUGUGCAUUUCCGAUACCCCAAAAGUCCCAUCACCCAACCAUGUACUUAUGCCAGGCCAGGCGGUCCAGGAUCCUCCGACAUUCCAGCUCGCGGCACCUCCAACAGUCGUAGAUACCACGCAGCCAGUCUGUGUUCAAUGAUUCCACCAGCCAGGCACUUUGUUUCCAAUUUUAGCCCCCAUUCUGUUCUGUUUGCGGCUUUUGUUUCGCCCAUCUCGGUUCGGUUUUCGGUUUUUUUUUUUAGCACAGCGUGCGCGACUGCUAACUGGAAAUUUUGGAUGGCAUAGGACUUGGCCACGUGCAUCUUAUGAAUAAAUAUACACAGAUAUAUAAUAUGUAUUUUUAUGACUAAAACUGAAACAGACAGGCAGCACGAGCAGAGAAAACACUUAACAAUAUUAUUAACGAUUUUUGCUUCGAUUAGCGAGAGAACUUUGUGCAUUUUUUACGCGAAAAGCAAAAGCUUACAAAAUUGAUAAUUGAAUAAAAACAUAAAACUAUGAA